This is a messenger RNA of Ceratitis capitata (Mediterranean fruit fly), 2056 nucleotides long. Its product is annotated as GPI-anchored wall transfer protein 1. Gene Ontology annotation, biological process: GPI anchor biosynthetic process; protein localization to plasma membrane. Gene Ontology annotation, molecular function: glucosaminyl-phosphatidylinositol O-acyltransferase activity. Gene Ontology annotation, cellular component: endoplasmic reticulum; membrane. The transcript has 2 exons. Bases 166 to 1572 code for a protein of 468 amino acids. The record is from RefSeq and is a predicted model, not a curated record. Lineage: Eukaryota; Metazoa; Arthropoda; Insecta; Diptera; Tephritidae.
AUACCAUUACAAUAACAAAUUCUUGUUAAAAUUAUUUUAGAAAGUGUAUGAAACUAACAGUUAAAUUCAGGUCUGCUUACGGCAUCAGUGAAAAAGUGUAAAUAUCCAAAGAAGCAAAGAUCACAUUUCUAUACUUUAUUUUUCUUCUUUCUUUUUUUGUUUUUAAUGGGUUUACUGGGAUCCUAUUUCGGUAAUGUUACAGUGCCGCAGUUUUUACAAAGAGAUCCAUCACCAUGGACCACAAUACUCCAUGCCUGGAGCUCGUUAUGCCUCAUUAUGCCAAUAAUAUUUUUGAUUGCGGUAGCUAGACUUAUUGGCAAUCGUAUCGGAAGCGGAAUUCUUGGCAUGCAUUUUAUAAGAUAUCUGACCGAGGGUGUCAUAAUCAUCGGACCGACGCUUCUAAUGAUGGUCAAAUAUUAUGAAUAUGGCGACUAUUACACUUGGAUUUGCUGUACGAUUAUGGUGAUUGCAGCUGUUGCGGGUUUAACGAAAAAACCCCACAAACAAUUAUAUCUUUUAGGUGGUCACCAACCGUAUGUGUUUAAAGUAAAUCGUGCGAUGAUUUAUAUACUUGCCUUGGUUGCUCUACUCGCUCAGGGUUUCUCGUCAUUUCCAAAAUACUUACAAAGAACUUAUGGCUAUGGUAUUAGCCUACUGGAUUUAGAUGCUGGUUUAUAUGUUUUUGCAAUGGCUUCGAUUAGUAGAACCUCCAGUACGCAGUCGCACCUUUUAACGAAUUAUUGGUUCUAUACGCCAAUGGCAGCUCUGGCCUUGGCACGAAUGGCACUCAUUAAAUUAGUUAUGAUGCGGGGGGAAAGUGAAAAGAGACCAAGUGAUGAUGUACUUUCAAAUUAUUUCCUUGCAAUCACUGUGGCUAUAAUAAUUGGAUGUUUUAUGUGUGAUCGCAUAAGGCAUUAUAGGCGUCAAGUGUGGGCAGGAAUGGCCAUACUUACACUACACGAAAUUGUGCUUCAAGUCUUUACCAGCGAGUAUGCCUUGGAUAAUAAAACAGAACGAGGCAACAUUUUCGCAGCUAAUAAGGAAGCCUUCUUGUCAAUACCUGGCUUUUUGGCGCUUUUUUUACUUUCGAUCGCUUUUGGAAACUUUUUACGAUCGAGAAAACGUGGCGUGCCUUAUGUAGUCUUCUUGCAACGUGCCAAAUCAAUUGUCGAGACGUGCUUAUUCAGCUGGGCGGUGACUUUGUAUGCCAUCUUUACAACAUCGAUUGCGCCGAUCACAUGCAAUUUCGGUUAUGUGGCAUGGGUUUUCGCCAUUGGCUUAUCGAUAACUUUGGUCAACAUGUUCGUUUUUAAUUUUAUUACAAAUACCCGUAAAUAUACGGAUGACCUCCUGCACCCUACCAAUGAGGUGCUACCAUCAUUUGUAUCGAGUAUAAAUAAGAACGGUAUCAUUUGUUAUGUGUUUGCAUGUAUUCUUAAAUUUUGGGUAGAUGCAAUGUUAGAGCCUAGAUGGAGAAGUGAAAACGAGACCUUUUAUAUUUUAUCAUUGGCUAUGCUUAGUGUAGCUAUUCUGUCAUACCUUUUAACUCAUCUCACAUUAUUCUAUAAUUAAAUUUUUUCGUGUAUACAUCGAAAAAAGGCAACUAAUUUUUAAAACCUUAUUUUAAACAAAUUGCACUCAAUAACAUUAUUAGUUGUAAAAAAAAGUGUUGAAGAAAAAUUGUAUUUUAAAUCAUGUAAAUUUUGACGUUCUUAGAUAUUUAAGUGGUUAUUAGUACCGACUACUCGGCUAUUGGUUAUUGAUGAUGAAAACACUAAUAGAAUUUUAGCCAACGUACAAUGUUACAAUAGAAGAGAAUGUUAUUUUUAACACACAUUUUUUAAAGACUUCCUACCCAAAGCUGAUUUCAGAUCUCGUUUCUGUCGCUACCAAAUUAAAUUCGAGCGGAUUUGCAUAAUCGUAUUCUGUGGUCAAAUCUAAUUUAAUUAAUCGGAAUUUUUACUCGAAUCGGUUAUUCAACGACUCUGAUGAUUUGUUCGAAAAUUUUAGUUUAAAUAAAACCAACAAAGUAAGAAAUAUAUGUAUUUUAUGUUUC